AUGUAUCACACAGAAAAUCUAAAUUUUCUUCAAGCCGCCUUCGAAAAUGACACGAGUCCAUUGAAAACUGACUUGAUGUGCGGUGUGUACCGCACCGACUCGGGAGGGCCUUUUGUGAUGAAGGCCGUAAAAAUGGCAAAAGAGAUCCUAUAUAAUGAUCCGAACUGGAAUCACGAAUAUCCGCCCUCACACUUGGGCACAAGGGAAUUUCGACUAUUGAGUGCCAAUCUAUUUUUUGGAGCCAACAAUACCCUAAUCCAUCAAAACCGAAUCGCAUCGAUGCAGACCCUUGGCGCCAGCGGAGCUUGCCACAUGGGCGCCGUGUUUCUCGAGCGUCACUAUGGCCCCUGGAAAGACCUCGACGCGAAGGCAGUAACAUUUAAUCAUCCGAAUGUCUUUCAAUACCUAGGCAUCAAAGCCAUCAGCAUCCCAUAUUACAGUCAUCGCACUGGCAGCAUAAACUUUGAAAAAUUCCAAGCCGCUCUUGAAAGCGCCCCAAACCAAUCAGUCAUUGUCCUUCAGGUGGCUGGCAACAAUCCCACCGGCUGUGACCCUACCAUUUCCCAAUGGAAAAGAUUGGCCGAUAUUUUUCAAAGGAAGAAGUUUUUUGCCUUUUUUGAUGCAGCGUAUUUGGGUUUUGUAUCGGGUGAUCCAUUCGAAGAUAGUGAGGCUUUGCGAAUUUUUGCCAAAGCGAAUAUUCCGAUGCUAGUCGCAGCAACAUACGGCAAGAGCUUUGGGUUGUACGGCGAGCGUGUGGGAAUUUUAUUGGUGGCGACUUCUGCUGCUGAAACUACUGUCAAGGUGGAGAAGCACAUGAAGCUUCUAGCUAGAGCUGAAACGGGUGCAAUGCCCGCUUUUGGCUCAAAGAUAGUUGAGUUAAUCUUGAGUAAUGAUUCAGUUAGAAAGAUUUGGGAAGCGGACGUUCGAUCAAUCUCACAAGAGUUGAACUCACGAAGACGACAACUUCAAAUGAGGCUUCAAGAGCUUGGAACAUCCGGGGAUUGGUCGUUCCUUACAGAUCAAGUAGGGAUGUUUUCAUAUACCGGGUUCAGUCCCACUGAGGUUAAUUCUCUCCGACACCUAUACCAUGUCUAUCUUCAGGAUACAGGAAGACUUUCCAUUGCAGGUCUGAACUCAUCGAAUAUCAAUCAUGUGGCCCAAAGCAUCGAUACGGUUAUUAGGAAUAACGAAUACCGGAACGAAGGUUGA
Xylona heveae TC161 is the source of this 1209-nucleotide messenger RNA. Its product is annotated as putative aspartate aminotransferase. Lineage: Eukaryota; Fungi; Ascomycota; Xylonomycetes; Xylonales; Xylonaceae. Gene Ontology annotation, cellular component: cytosol. Gene Ontology annotation, molecular function: L-aspartate:2-oxoglutarate transaminase activity; pyridoxal phosphate binding. The transcript has 6 exons. Gene Ontology annotation, biological process: L-aspartate biosynthetic process. The record is from RefSeq and is a predicted model, not a curated record. The coding region runs from base 1 to 1209 and encodes 402 amino acids.